Penicillium waksmanii is the source of this 3219-nucleotide messenger RNA. RefSeq lists its product as uncharacterized. Lineage: Eukaryota; Fungi; Ascomycota; Eurotiomycetes; Eurotiales; Aspergillaceae. Gene Ontology annotation, molecular function: metal ion binding. Bases 1 to 3219 code for a protein of 1072 amino acids. The transcript is spliced from 6 exons. The record is from RefSeq and is a predicted model, not a curated record.
AUGUACCCUGACUCGCAGUUGCAAGCACAAGCACAAGCACAGCAACAAGAUGUCCCCUCACAACAAGCCCCGACUGGCAUCAACUGGGAUCAUCCGAUCUUCUCUCAGACUCAGAAUCAGGCACAGGCACAGCAACAGCAGCAGCAGCAACACCAGAAUCCACAUCAAUCCCAGCAACGAAGUCCUCUCCCUCAAACCGACAGCAAUCAUGGCAUCUAUUCCUCUCUUCCUCAGUCAUGGCAACCAAACCCCCUCCAACAACCUUCAGGGGGAUAUGCAAUUUCGUCGCAAUUCCAACCACAGCAACAGAUUCCUCCGUACCAGCAAGGUCAAUUGUCCUUUGACUCGCGAUCUCUGACGCCUUCCGAGAGCUCGGCCUUCCCAUCAUACUCCUACCCUCAAAACUAUUUUCACCAGCAACAACUCCCCGUUCAGAACGCGUUCCCCGAGCGCCCAGCGCAGAACCAGCGACAGGACGAAUUCCAGAACAUUGCGCCUCGUCCCUCAAUCUCGCAAUUCCCUCUCCCCACCUCCUACCAUGCCGACCUCCCCACGAUUGACCUAACCAACGACUUCCCACCUUCCGCCGAACCCAGUAUCUCUCACCAAACCAUCAACCCCCAAUUUCUCAACCCCGACACCCAGAGUGCCAACCAGCAUCAGCAGCACAUAUCCAACAACUUUCUUUAUGGAGUCUCGACAGGAGUCCCGACGGAGUUUCCGCAAGAUGGCAGGAUGUUCGAUUACUACCAGAAUAAUUUCUCAGUUCAACCUCAAGGCGUUCAACAAAAUGCGGAAAUGCCACAACUAGCACCUCGAGGGGCCCCGACACUCGCCAUCUACCCGCCAACCCUGGAGAGCGUCCUCCAAAAGUCUUCGACAAAGAGCAAGCCAAAGUCCAAGAAAUCCGCUGCGAAACCGAAUAAGACACAAUCCGGAUCGGGAAGUGACUCGUCGGACUACGAGUCGGAUUUGGAAAUUGAACCUCCCGACGAGCCGUCCCCUCUCCCAGCGGUGCGGCCGAAUGAUACUGUGAACAGGGCAAAAUACGAUACAAUCCAAGCCGUUUGGUCUCCGCGGAACAAACGGCCAUCAGCGGAUAAAGUGAAGAGUGCCCUGGUGGCUUUCCCCAAGAUUAUCAAGUCUCUUCGUGAUGCCUGGAGAGAUCAGGUUCAAGCAAUGAAGUCGGCUGAAAAUCAGGGAGACAAUGAUAAAGCUGCGCGUCUCAAGAAAGAGGUGGCGCUUCAGCGCCAACUAAUGGAUACUAUUGUGAGGACUGCCUUGGAUAUGGGUCACCCCAUGAUCGUCGAGAAGUAUGACCUCCCUCCCUCAAUUCCCCUGACUCCCUUCGUUUCCCUUGUUUCUCUCGUUUUAUGCGUUUCCACCUUGUUUCUGGCACGUGAUCUCCAUACACCUAGAAGUUCCAAGAACAAUGAGCUUAUCACCCACUUAUUGGAACGCUUUGUUACUGUUGACGAAGAGAUGUUGCAAAAAACCAAUUUUAGCAAAACCCUUCCAAGAUUCGUCAAAAAAGGCGGACCUUCCAUCAAGGGUUUGGCCCAGAAGAUCUUGGACAAUGCUUCUGCAUCUACCAAGCGGAAGCAGACGAAUGCAAAGUCGAGUAAAGAAGACUCGACAAGCAAAGGGCUUCGCGGAGACUCGCCCUCUGAGAUCGCGGGCUCUAAACGGGCUCGGGAAGUCGAAAAUACCGCCCAUCCUGCCACAAAGAAGAUGGUAGUGACUUCGAAUCCCAAAGAUGCCAGCAAGUCUGCGCAGGGGCCCAAUGGACAUACCAAGGCUGGUCUUAAUGGUAAAGUUGCAACAUCGGCAGCUCCUCGUCCGCGGCCAGCUGUUGCUGCUCCCAAGCUCAGUAGUCUUUUUGGAACUUUGAGCUCUGCAUCAAAGAGGCCUGGAACUACAAAUGCUGAGCGAGCCGCAGCCGCAGCCGCAGCCGCAAAGUCUACACCAAGCGCGGAAAAGAAGGAGAAGCCAGCAGCUCCGCCCUCUAAGCCUGCAUUCUCUUUGAAUGAUAUCAUGGCGGAUCUCAGCAAGCCCAAGGAGGCACCCGUGCCUGAUGAUUCUCUCACCGAGGUCCGAUUGUUCACUCACGACCCCGACGAAGAGCUUGGCCCAGGCGACAACUCCUUGCGUGGUGUUGGAGACGUCAAGGGUGAGGGAAGCGUGCUCAAACUUCACAAAGACUUGGAGGAACUUGAGGAGGAUGAUUUAGGUGGCAUUCGUGAAACGAGUCUUAACGAUUACACAAGUCUUACUGCGAUCGAUAUCGAUUUAGGUGAUCUCAAGACCGCCAACUUCAUCAAGCGUGGCGGUGAAGCAAUACCUGACAGUCCGGCGAAGGAGGCUCAGAACCAACGAGAAGCAACCACUCUCAUGGCCUUCUACACCUCUCCCGCCGACAUUCCCCCAUCCCCCAAGGAGCCCCCUGCUUCCGAGACCAACUCCAAUGAUGAAGCCGCCCCCGAAUUGGUUUUCUUUGGAGACGUGCCCGAGCAUGUCAAGGUAUGUUACAGUCUUGACUCAUCCAAGGUAUUAAAUCAAUGGCUAAUGUCCAUUCCAAAUAGGCUCGAGGCGAGCGCUGGUUUGCACAUAUUAACCCCCCCGGCCGCUGCGCCUGCAGCCCAAGCACAGCCUGCCGCACCCGCAGCUGGCGGCUUCGACAUUUCAAACCUUCUCAAACUCAUCGGCAAUGGGAACCAGCAACAAUCCACCCCUCCUCCUCAGUCCCAACCCCCACCUCAGCAAGCUUCUGUGUCAGAUCUCGAGCGCACUAUCAACAUGUUCCGACAGCAACAAAACCAGCCACCCGCAGCCCUGCCGCCUCAGAUCCCUGUAAGCCAGCCACAAGCGACGCCCGACAUCGACUUCCUGAAGAUUUUCAAUGUCAUGCAGCAAAUGCAGCAGGGAUCGGGAGGAUUCCCUCAAGCACAGCCUGGAAUGGCACCAAAUAUGGGCGCCAUGUUUGGCUCGCAAUUCGGUGGCCAAAACCAGUCCGACUCACGAGGCCAGGGUUACGAAGACCCUGAACGCAAACGCAUCCGCGAGGCUAGUCAGCACGAGGAGUUCAGCCGACAGAAGCGGACUAAGGCUAGUGGCCCUCAGCCGUACAAGGUCGGUCUAAUUCCGUGCAAAUUCUGGGCGGAUGGCACGUGCAGAAAGGGCGAUAAUUGCACAUUCCGUCAUGACUCUAAAAACGCUUGA